AUGAGUGGCCAGACGUUUGUGGGCGAUGCAGAUGCCUCCAAAGUUCGGGAAGCCAUGGCUGCAGUGUCGAACGACCCUCCUGCAACGCUCACCAACGCCAAGGAGUUGCAUAACAAGAGCUACAAGGUUCACAAACAGUUUGUGGAGUCUGAAGCCGGGAAGUAUUCCGUCCUUGACCGGCUUAAGCUUUAUGAUUCUCUUGUGGCAUGGCAGAAGUUCGUCAAAGCUUUGCCAGUGCAGUGGCAGGAAUCCUUUUGGCACGCCUACAUUGCAGUGGAGUGGACUGCGACAGUCCCAUUCGACAAGGGUGUCAAGGACCUGCCGGGUGUCAAUUUCAAGUUGCCAAUGAUGAGGGCAGCAGGCGUUCGAUAUGCCACGGAGAGUGAGAUGGACAGCUUGCGGAAAGCUUUGACUAGGCCCCUGUCACCGCCGCCUGACCGUCUGGACUUGGAGGCUUUGCUGCGGAAGUUGGGCCUUCAGAAGUAUGCGCCGAUUUUUGCAGCAGAGGAGAUCGACACUGUUAGCUGUCUUAGGUUGCUGACCGAAGACGACUUUGUUCAGAUGCAAAUCCCUCGCGGGCCGCGUCGCAAAUUACAAGACGCUUUGCACCGAGCGUGA
Durusdinium trenchii is the source of this 618-nucleotide messenger RNA. Lineage: Eukaryota; Dinophyceae; Suessiales; Symbiodiniaceae. The record is from the annotation of a GenBank genome assembly.